This is a messenger RNA of Ciona intestinalis (vase tunicate), 2770 nucleotides long. RefSeq names its product RNA 3'-terminal phosphate cyclase-like. Gene Ontology annotation, cellular component: nucleus. The record is from RefSeq and is a predicted model, not a curated record. NCBI's taxonomy places the organism in Eukaryota, Metazoa, Chordata, Ascidiacea, Phlebobranchia, Cionidae. Gene Ontology annotation, biological process: RNA processing. Gene Ontology annotation, molecular function: RNA-3'-phosphate cyclase activity.
UAAAAGUUUGAUUAUUUAGUACUGUUAAACCUGUGUGGUCUUUAAACUUAUCAGCAUAUAUCUGUUCCCGUUUUCAUAAGCAGAAAGCCAAAAGAACAAACUUCUAAUAUGGCAAGUGGUAAUUCAGGAUUUCCAUUUCCGAACCAAAAUAACUUUUCUAACAUGAACAAAUUUAACAAUGCAAGUGGCAAAAGUGCGAAUCCUAUGAAUGAUAUGAUACCAGGGUGUAGUUUGACUAACCCUGGAUCAGGAUCAUAUUCUAGUAACGUUCAAAUGCCGAACAUAAAAGGCACCAGUAUGCUCCCUAGUUCAAGCUUUACCAAUGGCUACAACAAAUGGACAACAAACUCAGAUGACGCUGAAUCAGCAGACAUUACUGAGAUAGAUGGUGGGAUUAUGGAAGGGGGAGGUCAGAUUCUUCGCAUUGCGACCGCUCUCAGCACUAUUCUACAUAAGCCUAUCUCAAUCAGUUCUAUCCGUGCCAACAGAACUAACCCCGGAUUACGACCACAGCAUAUGACUGGCAUACAACUUGUGAGAGAUCUAUGUUCAGGUCAACUAACUGGUGACCAGGUUGGAUCGCAGUGCUACACACUAAUACCAAACAUGCUACAAAGUGGGACCUUUGUUGGUGAUACAGGCACAGCUGGUGCUGUAAGCCUGUUGUUACAAAUUGCACUGCCUUGCCUAAUGUUUACCCCGAGUGUAUCUUAUUUGACCCUCUGUGGAGGCACCAAUGCUGAAAUGGCCCCACAAAUUGAUUAUACCAUUCAAGUGCUUAAGCCGGUACUGGAGGCAUUUGGUGUGCGCAUGGAUUGCCAGAUCGUUAAGAGAGGUUACUUUCCAAGAGGUGGUGGUGAAAUCACUGUUCAAGCAAAGCCAAUUCGUCAACUUCAUCCAAUUAACCUCACUAAUCUAGGUUCCAUUAAACGAAUAACCGGACGUGCCUUUGUUGCUGGAGUCAUCCCAUUCAAAAUAGCCCAGCAGAUGGCCAAAUCUGCUACCUCAGUUCUGUGGCGGUCUUAUCCUGAGGUGCCAAUUAAUAUUCAGGCGGUUCAAGAACCAAAAAAUGCUGUGGUUGGCAAUGGCACAGGAAUAAUAGUAGUCGCCGAAACAACAACAGGAUGUUGCAUCUCUGGUACCGCUCUUGGUCGCAAAGGUAUACAAGCAGAACAGGUUGGAUCAGAUGCUGCUGAAAUGCUGCUAAGGAAUCUAUCCUAUGGUGCAUGUGUUGACGAAUACUUGCAAGAUCAACUGAUCAUAUUCAUGGCCCUUGCAGCUGGUUACUCUAGAAUUAAAACUGGCCCAAUCACCCUACACACGCAAACUGCUAUACACAUUGCAAGUAUGAUGACCCAGGCUCAAUUCAAUAUUGUCCAAGCUUCUCCAAAUGCCACAGAUAGCUACAUCAUCGAAUGUUGUGGGAUUGGUCACUGCAAUCCUUAUCUUUAAGUUGGUGCUUUUCAAUUGAUCAUGACGCUGUUCCUUUUCUAUAUGAGAUAAACUAAGAUUUUUGUUAUUGAAAUCCUGAAGUUCAGUCUACUAAACAGCAACUUUGAAAUCCUGCUAUGCUGGUACCUUUUAUUUUUUAUAUGUCAACCAAGUUCUUUAGUUGUUUUCAUUUUGCAAGACUCAUUCUUGACACUUGGUUUUACUGUGACAACCCAUUGCCCCAGGUCUUAACCUUGUACUUUGUCCAUUUUGAAUUUCACACAGCAGAAAAUGACCUUUCCUCGUUCAGUCAAACACUGUCAUCAUUGACAUUUUUGCAUUUUUAAGCUGUCUCUGUUUGAUCUCUGCCUUUGUUAGUUAUGACUGUGCAUUUUCUACAAGCAUUUGUAUCAAACCGUUUUAACUUCUUUAUUUCUUUUACAACUAACAUAACUUUUUGUUACUGUUCAUAGUAGGGUUUUAUGUGCGAAUUUCCGUUUUAUUCAUUUUAUUGAGCAAGUCUUAAAGAUGACCUUUCCUUAAAUGAUAUGCAUGUUAAUACAUAAAAGUAUUCAUAUUAUAAGAUCAAUAGAAACUGUGUUUUCUUCUCAAACCUUCUUUUCUGUGAUUGUGACUAAUGUAACAAGCAUGGACAAAUUUUUACAAUCUACCAUGUUAUAAGCAAAUGAACAGAAAAUGUAGCCUAUAUGAAAAGUAUUGCAUUAACUUCAAAUGCUGUUUGAAUCAUUGUGAGCAGGCAUAGUGAUGCCGGGUAGAGAUGUAGCAAAUACCGCUGUGAAAAGAGACUGGCUUGUAUUCAGCCUACACAUAUAACCACAUUAUAACUAGUCUUGUUGUAUCUUAUAAUUGUAUACCCUUCUGUGUUUCCUAGUUGUGCCUUUCUUGUCUUUCUAUGUGCAUUUUAAUAGUGAUAGUCUAUGUUCAAAAACUGCUGCGACGGCCACUUUUAAUUUGGCAGUGUUACAAUCAUAUAGAAUUUAUAUAUGCUCAAUAUACUUUUAUGUUCUGUAAGCUGCCGUUUCAGUUCUAUUUAUUAUUACACCAACUUUUAUCUUCCUAGUUGAUUUACAAAUUUCCAGUACACACAAUUACAAAUACUGAGUAACCGGUUAAUGUUGAAAAAGACAAAUCUAUGACUUUUCAAUUUUUUUUUGUGAAAACUGUAGCCCUUUAUCUUGUUCUUCUGCUUAAAAAUGAAAUCAUUUUAUGCCAUUCCUAAGUUAGCUGCAAUGCCGCCAUGAUUUCGUUCCUUCGAUAUAUUCUUUAUUUGUGGUGCUAAACAUUUCUGUUGGUUGAUAUAAAACAAGUUCUAUUUGAC